Chinchilla lanigera (long-tailed chinchilla) is the source of this 297-nucleotide messenger RNA. NCBI's taxonomy places the organism in Eukaryota, Metazoa, Chordata, Mammalia, Rodentia, Chinchillidae. The record is from the annotation of a RefSeq genome assembly.
AUGUCUUCAAUCUCCCUAAACCUAAUUACCGCGUUUACAAUCUCAUUCCUGGGAGCCAUAAUUUACCGAUCUCACAUCAUAUCGUCACUACUCUGCCUAGAAGGAAUAAUACUAUCUAUAUUCAUCCUGAGUUCCACCAUCAUCCUUAACCUCCACUAUAUAUCCUUCUUCCCUAUACCAAUAAUCUUACUAGUAUUCGCGGCCUGCGAAGCAGCAAUUGGCCUAGCCCUACUAGUAAUGAUUUCAAACACAUACGGAUUAGACUACGUACAAAACUUGAACCUACUACAAUGCUAA